GGGGGGGAACACGAGAGUGCGGUUCGCCUGGUGCUGGAAAAAACACCCGCUGUGGUUCGUGCUGGCCUGCAGGGAUUGCAACAUCGACCGACUGUUGCUACCUCUCAGAUGGGAUCUCACUGAUGUCUGACUGCGAGUCCAGAGGAGAAACACUGAUCUGAGAGUGAUUUUACAUGUUCACAGGGACAGACGGACAUAUUGAUUUUUUAGAAAACAAGCACUGCUGGACCCAUGGGGGACCUGAGGCAGAAGAUUGGAGUCAUGUCACAGACGAUAUGUCCGAGUUCACAAGCUCCGUCUGAAGAGGACUUAAAGGCCCCAAAUGGCGGCAAAACAGAGAAAAUGCAGAUGAAGAGGGAGAUUUCCCUCAUCAAUGGGAUCUGCCUCAUCGUGGGCAACAUGAUUGGUUCUGGGAUUUUUGUUUCACCGAAGGGCGUCCUCAUGCACAGCGGCUCUUACGGCCUGUCGCUGCUCAUCUGGGCUCUUGGAGGCAUCUUCUCAGUGUUUGGAGCUCUGUGCUAUGCAGAGUUGGGAACCACCAUCACCAAGUCUGGAGCCAGCUACGCCUACAUCCUGGAGUCGUUCGGAGGCUUCCUGGCUUUCAUCCGCCUGUGGACGUCCAUCCUGCUGAUCGAGCCGGCCAGCCAGGCGGUGAUUUCCAUCACCUUCGCCAACUAUCUACUGGAGGCUUUCUACCCCACCUGCCAGCCGCCGUACAAUGCGAUCCGCCUCUUAGCUGCAGCCUGCCUCUGUAUACUCAUCUUCAUUAACUGUGCCUAUGUGAAGUGGGGCACUCUGGUCCAGGACAUCUUCACUUACGCCAAACUCAUGGCCCUCUUCCUCAUAAUCAUCAUGGGAAUCCUGAAAAUGUCUAUUGGACAAACAAAGAGCUUUGAGAGUCCAUUUGAAGGCUCCUCCACAGAUCCUGGAGCUGUAGCUUUGGCCCUUUACUCGGCUCUGUUCUCCUACUCUGGCUGGGAUACUCUCAACUUUGUCACGGAGGAGAUCCAGAAUCCAGAGAGAAAUCUGCCCCUGGCCAUCGCCGUCUCCAUGCCCAUAGUGACCAUCAUCUACCUGCUGACCAACGUGGCGUAUUAUGUGGUUUUAGACAUGCCGUCUCUGCUGUCCAGUGACGCUGUUGCUGUGACGUUUGGAAAUGCAGUCUUGGGUCCUUUCAACUGGAUCAUCCCUGUUUCAGUGGCCAUGUCCUGCUACGGGGGACUCAAUGCUUCCGUCAUCGCUGCAUCACGGCUGUUUUUCGUUGGAGCCAGAGAAGGCCAUCUCCCCAACAGCCUGAGUCUGAUCCACCUGGAGCGCUACACGCCCAUACCUGCACUGCUCUUCAACGGAUUAAUGGGCCUGAUCUUCCUGUGUGUGGAGGACGUGUUUCAGCUCAUCAACUAUUUCAGCUUUAGUUACUGGCUCUACGUUGGUCUGUCUGUGGCCGGACUCAUCUACCUGCGCAUCACCCAGCCAGACAGACACAGGCCUGUCAAGCUGACCUUGUUCUUCCCCUUCAUCUACUGCCUGUGUAGCCUGUUCUUGGUGAUCGUCCCUCUUUACGGAGACACCAUUAAUUCUCUAAUAGGAAUCGGCAUCGCGCUGUCUGGGAUCCCAGUUUACUAUGUUGCCAUCUACCUGCCUGAGGAGAGGAGGCCCAAAUUCAUACGCAAACUAAACACUGCUGCCACCAGAUACACCCAGAUGUUGCUCUACUGCUGCCUGACGGAGUUCGACGUCGAGGAGGAAACCGAAGCAGGAAGUAAAACUCAGUGAGCUGCAGAUGGACUUCAUCGGUCUGAGCUGAGGCCUCAGUCCUGGAGAACACGGCAUUUGGGUGGACAGAGCGGCGAGUCUCACAACAUUUGUGAGGAUUACUUGUGCCAGGUCAAGUUAAAAAAAGACGAACGUGUCAAAUGACUCACCAGGAAGGAGCGGAUGAACUGUUGCUCUCUCCAGUGUACACUUUUCUACAGAGGAUUAUCUUCUAUGAGGAUUUGAAUGGAACUAUUUUCAAUAUCUGUAGUUGCAGGUCACGAUUUAUUUAUGAGUGACGGUAUAAUUUUAUUAUUUUUUUUUAAAUUUAAAUCUUAUGACAACCGUAACUUUGAGGAAGCAUGUUGAAUCUAAUUAUUUAUUCAGGGAUAUUUUUACAUGUUCAUAUGUGAAUAGCUGUGUAAAUGAAAACUGCCAAUGUCAAGCUGAAGCUGUUAAAGUUAUCGUUGUUCCACUAAGUUUGCAUAUUAUGUUUCCUAAACCUUUGCAUUCACACUGAGUGUAUUUAUUUAGACCAUUUUAAAAUGAAUCAACCUUUAAAUCCUCAGGUGUUUCGUUGCACUUAUCUGGCUGAUCUGAGCAGUUUGUCUGCAGGCUCUGAGUCGUGUUUUUUUUUUAAAUGUCAGAGCAGGUUUUUGGAAGCCAAACACUCCCUGCAUCCUGGUAUGAAACUCCCUCAUUUGCUUUUAGCAGGCUGCAGCUUCAUCUGUCCUCCCUGUCAGACCAGUUCAACUCAAACUAACCUCAACUGCUCCAUCUACAGGAGAACUGCAUGAGUACAGAACUAAACUACUGGUGCAUUUGUAAUCUGCAGUCAGAGAGUGUUGCACUGAAACUUGCCUUCUCUUUCCAGUGCCUCUAAAAAAUCUGUAUUGACAGCAUUUUAAUUAUAAAAUCGUUUCAUUGCACUGGAAACAACUGUGAGUCCGAGCACUUUACCAGCUUAAUGCUUUUCAAAAUGAAAUCCAUUCAUCCAGUACCUAUCCUCAUUAGGGUCAUGGGGGGCUGGAGUCUAUCCCAGCUGACUUAAGGUGAAGGCAGGGGACUCCCUGGACAGGUCACCAGUCUACACAUAGAGACAAACAAUCACACUCACAUUCACACCUGCAGACAAUUUAGAAUUAUCAGUUAACUGCAGCAUGGUUUUGGACUGUGGGAGGAAGCUAGAGAACCCACAGAAAACCCCCACAUGCACAGGGAGAACAUGUAAACUCCAUGCAGAAAGAUCCCAGAGCGAGAACCGGGGAUCUUCUAGCUGCGAGUCGACAGUGCUAACCACCAAGCAGCCCUCAAAAUGAAAUGUUUCUUUGUUUUUUUUACACAUCAGGUUCAGUCAAACACACUGGAUUUACACUUGUAACUUUUGGCCUACUUGACCAAUGUGUGCUUUGUUUCUCUUCUUACAAAGUUAUAUUGUCGUAUCUAACCCUCUUUAGCUGGCGUGAAAUUGAACUUUCUCUGUUGUAAACGCACUUUGCUUCAUUACCCUUUUGUAUUUGAUUAAACUGCAAAGAUUUUUUGCAUCAAA
This is a messenger RNA of Amphiprion ocellaris (clown anemonefish), 3304 nucleotides long. Its product is annotated as Y+L amino acid transporter 2. The transcript is spliced from 10 exons. The coding region runs from base 232 to 1776 and encodes 514 amino acids. Gene Ontology annotation, biological process: amino acid transmembrane transport. The record is from RefSeq and is a predicted model, not a curated record. Lineage: Eukaryota; Metazoa; Chordata; Actinopteri; Pomacentridae. Gene Ontology annotation, cellular component: membrane. Gene Ontology annotation, molecular function: L-amino acid transmembrane transporter activity.